Molecule: messenger RNA, 552 nt
Organism: Amblyraja radiata (thorny skate)
Lineage: Eukaryota; Metazoa; Chordata; Chondrichthyes; Rajiformes; Rajidae
Product: phospholipase A2-like
Exons: 3
Coding region: 1-552 (183 amino acids)
Biological process (GO): phospholipid metabolic process; arachidonate secretion; lipid catabolic process
Molecular function (GO): calcium ion binding; phospholipid binding
Source: RefSeq, a predicted model, not a curated record
AUGUUGGGGCUACUUCUGGUUCUUCUGCUCCCAGGUUGCCUCCUCCCUGGUGUAGCCGGCGGUGACACUGAGUCCAUUCAGCCCAGAAACCUCUUGCAGUUCAGCAAGUUGAUUAAGUGCGCCAUACCAGGGAGCCACCCACUUUUAACGUUCAACGGCUACGGCUGUUACUGCGGGCUUGGUGGACAGGGGACACCGGUGGAUGAGCUGGACAGGUGCUGUCAGACACACGACAAUUGUUAUGGCGCGGCUUCGAAAAUGGGCUGCAAAUUUCUCAAGAACCCCAAAGCUGUGGGCUACAAGUACACCUGUUCAAAAAAGACCGUGACUUGCGCCAGUGAGUAUGGUCCAGGAGAAGCUUGGAAAAUUAUUUUCUUCACAAUCCAUGGGCAAUAUGUUCUAAAUAAUGCGUUCUGUUUCUUUUCAGGUAAAAAUAAAAAAUGUGCGAAGUUUGUCUGUGAAUGUGAUCGCAAUGCGGCCGUUUGCUUCCGCGAAGCACAACCCACGUACAAUAAAAAAUACAAGGGUAUGAAGAAAUCCAGCUGUAAAUAG